Molecule: messenger RNA, 3474 nt
Organism: Akanthomyces muscarius
Lineage: Eukaryota; Fungi; Ascomycota; Sordariomycetes; Hypocreales; Cordycipitaceae
Exons: 4
Coding region: 1-3474 (1157 amino acids)
Biological process (GO): DNA-templated transcription
Cellular component (GO): RNA polymerase III complex
Molecular function (GO): DNA-directed RNA polymerase activity; DNA binding; ribonucleoside binding
Source: RefSeq, a predicted model, not a curated record
AUGGCGGCGAUCGACGACGGCUUCGAGGCCCUCCUGGAGCCAUUUUACAACGGCAAGAAGCUAACGGACCCAAUCUCGACCAAGGAAGACAAAUUUCAGCUCUUGCCCGCCUUCCUCAAGGUCAAAGGUCUUGUAAAACAGCACAUCGAUUCCUACAAUUUCUUUGUCGAGCAUGAGAUCAAGGAUAUCGUCCGCGCAAACCGCACGAUUCGCAGCGAUGUCGAUAGCAAUUUCUGGCUAGAAUUUACAGACAUUCGCGUCGACCACCCCCAACGACAAGACUACAAAGAGGCCAAGUCCUCUACCGAUGUGACGCCUAUGGAAUGUCGGCUACGAGAUAUGACCUACGCUGCUCCAAUUCUUGUCGACAUUGUAUACAUUCGUGACAAGCAAAAGAUCAUCAGACGAAAUGUUUCCCUCGGCCGAAUGCCUGUCAUGCUUCGCAGCUCCAAGUGCCGACUGUCUGGCGCCAAUAAUGCCCAAAUGGAAAAGAUGAACGAGUGCCCGCUCGAUCCUGGCGGUUACUUCAUCAUCAACGGUACCGAAAAGGUGAUUCUUAUUCAAGAACAGCUGAGCAAGAACCGAGUCAUUGUCGAGGCCGACGAAAAGAACCACAUUAUUUCCGCUUCCGUCACGAGCUCUACACAUGAGAGAAAAUCCAAGACAAACGUCACUUUAAAAAAGGACAGAAUUGUUCUGAUGCACAAUGUCCUGGUCGAGGGUGUCCCCAUUGUCAUUGUGCUCAAGGCUCUGGGUGGACUUUCCGACUACGAAAUUAUGCAGCUCGUUGCUGGUGCCGACGGUCGCUACCAAGACGAAUUUCUCAUCAACUUUGACGAAGCGACGAAAGCUGGUGUCUUUACUCAACACCAAGCCCUCGAGUAUAUCGGUUCCAGAGUCAAGAUGGGUUCGCGUAGAGGCCAAUUCGGCCCUCAGGUUCGCCGAAACAAUGUCGAAGAGGGCCUCGACGCCCUUGCGAACUUGAUCAUCGCACACGUUCCUAUUGAGGGUCUAGACUUUUACCCCAAAGCCAUCUAUGUUGCUAUGAUGACACGCAAAGUUCUUAUGGCUGCCCAAGAUAGCAAGCUCGUUGAUGACAGAGAUUUUGUCGGAAACAAGCGACUCGAGCUUGCUGGUCAGCUUCUGUCUCUGCUCUUUGAAGAUCUGUUCAAACGAUUCAUGGUCGAAGUCAAGAUGUCCAUCGACAAAUUCCUGAAGAAAAACAACAGAGCUGUCCCUCUAGAUGCUGUCAACAUGAUUAGCAACCAUGCAAACAACAUUGGCAUGGGAAUCAACAGAGCUAUCCAGACGGGUAACUGGAGCGUGAAGCGUUUCAACAUGAAUCGUGCCGGUGUGACGCACGUUCUCAGUCGUCUGAGUUAUAUUGCAGCUCUUGGUAUGAUGACUCGUAUCAGCAGUCAGUUCGAAAAGACCAGAAAGGUCUCCGGCCCUCGUGCCUUGCAACCCUCUCAGUGGGGUAUGCUUUGUCCCUCGGAUACUCCCGAAGGUGAAGCGUGCGGCCUCGUCAAGAACCUGGCUCUUAUGACCCAUAUUACGACCAAUGUCGACGAAGAUCCUGUCAAGAGAUGGGUCUUCACUCUUGAUGUUGGCGUUGAGCCUAUUCGCAACUUCUCCGGCGCAGAGAUGCACCGCGAAGGCUCGUAUAUCAUUCACAUUAACGGUACGCCAUUUGCUCUUACCAGAUAUCCUAAGAGGUUCUGUUCAAGGUUCCGAACUAUGCGCCGGCGUGGCUGGAUCUCGCCGUUUGUCAGUAUCAGCAUCAAUCUGCAUUUCAACGCCGUACACAUUGCCACCGACGAAGGGCGAAUUUGCAGACCAUAUAUCAUUGUUAAGAAUGGUGUGCAAAAGCUGAAGCCAGAACAUCUUCGCCUCCUCCAACUCGGCAAAGUCACAUUUGACGAUUUCUUGCGAAACGGUGUCGUCGAAUACCUUGACGUCAACGAGGAACAAGAUGCCUUGGUCACAAUUUACGAGGACAAGGUUACCAUGGGUACCACGCAUUUGGAAAUUGAACCAUUCACAAUUCUCGGUGCUGUGGCUGGCCUCAUUCCGUUUCCCCACCACAACCAGUCGCCACGUAACACUUACCAGUGUGCAAUGGGUAAACAAGCUAUUGGUGCCAUUGCAUACAACCAGUUCAACCGUAUCGACACACUUCUAUACACACUGGUGUACCCUCAACGGCCAAUGGUCAUCAGCAAGACUAUCCAACUGGUCAACUACGACAAGUUGCCAGCUGGUCAAAACGCAACUGUCGUUGUCAUGUCAUACUCUGGUUACGAUAUUGAAGAUGCCCUCGUCCUGAACAAGGGCUCUAUUGACCGAGGAUUUGGCCGUUGCCAAGUGUUUCGCAAAUACACCACCGAGUUGCAAAAGUACCCCAAUGGUCGUAGAGAACGCAUCGGUGAUCCUGUCAACGAAGGCGACGGCGACCAGCGAAAGCGCAGCGAGAAGCACAAGGCCCUCGAUGACGAUGGCCUUGCCAUGGUGGGCGGCAGAGUCUUCUCUGGCCAGUCCAUGAUCAAGAAGGAGACGCCUCUCGAUCUCACCACAACGGGCAUUGGCUUGGAUCGCGGAUCUAGCGACUUCCGCGACUCUGCUGUCAACUACCGCAUUCCCGAUCCCGCCUACAUUGACAAAGUUAUGAUUUCACAUACGGAGAAAGAUACCACCGUCGUCAAGGUCCAAACGAGACAGACCCGACGACCCGAGCUUGGCGACAAGUUUUCUUCUCGCCACGGUCAAAAGGGUGUCGUGGGUAUCAUUGUCGACCACGAAGACAUGCCUUUUGCCGACAAUGGUCUCACGCCCGACAUCAUCAUGAACCCCCACGGUUUUCCCUCUCGAAUGACUGUCGGCAAGCUCCUCGAAUGUCUGACAGGCAAAGCCUCCAUCGUCCACGGCCGUCCUGACUACGGCUUCGGCGACGCCUUCCGCUCACACCCGCUCGAGGAGAUGAGCCAAGUCCUCCUGGACCACGGCUUCUCGUGGGAGGGCAAGGACUACUUCACCUCGGGUCUGACCGGCGAGCCGCUUGAGGCGUACAUUUUCAACGGCCCCAUCUACUACCAGCGUCUCAAGCACAUGGUCCAGGACAAGAUGCACUCGCGUGCUCGUGGCCCCCGUGCCAUCCUCACCCGCCAACCCACCGAAGGUCGUUCGCGCGACGGUGGUCUACGUCUCGGCGAAAUGGAGCGUGAUUGUCUGAUUGCCUACGGCGCCUCGCAGCUGCUGCUCGAGCGCCUCAUGAUCAGCUCCGACGGCGUCGUCAUUGACAUUUGCCAGCAGUGCGGCCUCUUUGGCUACAAGGGCUACUGCCAGACGUGCAAGAGCACGCGCGAGGUCACCAAGAUGACGAUGCCUUACGCAGCCAAACUCCUGGUCCAGGAGCUAAUCAGCAUGAACGUCGGUGUACGGCUGCAGCUGGCGGACGAAUUCCCGCAUCCCAAGUAA